Messenger RNA from Theobroma umbraticum, 549 nucleotides. Its product is annotated as non-specific lipid-transfer protein 1-like. The record is from RefSeq and is a predicted model, not a curated record. Gene Ontology annotation, biological process: lipid transport. NCBI's taxonomy places the organism in Eukaryota, Viridiplantae, Streptophyta, Magnoliopsida, Malvales, Malvaceae. Gene Ontology annotation, molecular function: lipid binding.
CUUCCCCGGCCCAGCCCAUGCACUCUAUCAGAAGGCUAGAGCCAGCCCCUUUCGUGGAUCGCAUGACAAAUUAAGCGGCAAAAACAUGCCAAAGGUGGGAUUGAUGCUGUUGCUUGUUUCCAUGUUGGUGGCUGCUGUCCCUCGUCAUGUCAAUGCAGCCAUAACAUGCGAAGAGGUGACCUACUAUCUUAUUCCAUGCAUUAGCUAUGGCAUCUUCGGAGGGACAGUGACUCCAAGUUACUGCACAGGUAUCAAGACCCUGGACGCAGCUGCCAAAACCACGGAAGAUCGCAGGGAGAAAUGCAACUGCGUUAAGGAAGGUGCUGCCAGAAUCCCUGGACUCAACUACACCCGUGUUAAUGAGAUCCCAGGAUUAUUAGGAACUACUUGUCCUUACAAGGUCACCUCUGAUGUGGAUUGCUCAAAGGUGAACUGAUCAACUGAGCCUGCAAGAGCUACCAAGGGUGUUCUGUUUUUUAUGAUGAAGGAGAAGUUUCUUGUACCUAAAGUAAUUUCAGUGUGUGAAAUUUAGCAAAUAAGAUCAUGUUU